Messenger RNA from Brenthis ino (lesser marbled fritillary), 252 nucleotides. Lineage: Eukaryota; Metazoa; Arthropoda; Insecta; Lepidoptera; Nymphalidae. The record is from the annotation of a GenBank genome assembly.
AUGCGCUUGUUCUCUGCGCGACGCGAGGCGAGGCGCGAGGGAGCUCGCCUCGAGCGGCUGCAGCCUUUCUGCUCACAAAUAAGACUUCAUUUGCCUCGAAACUACUAUCUAGUCCAAAUUAUGAAACCUUGUUUCCAAAAUGUACUGUCACGCGGCGCUCAGCGCGAGCGCGACGUGACGCGUAAUGUUACUAAUUUCCUCAACAUGUCGCGAGACGCGACGGUGUACCCGCAGCUACUACACGGAGCUUUU